AAUGCUUGUCAUCAUAUUCCCAUCUCAACCAGCUACCUUUCCAUGCAACUUCGAGGAAGGAGAAAAAAUGUCCAUGCUUAAAAGACCUGAAAUAUUAUGGCUGCAACAAAUAGCUAGCUUUGCAGACAAUCUCUGAUCUGUACCUAUGUUGCCACUACUAUCAAACUCAUUUCCUUUCAUUUUCCUUCUGACCCGAAUUGCAUGUAUAUACGUAAUGUGUCUAUAUAUAUGUAUAUAAUUUCCAUUGAUCUCACACAUAUAUUUCAAAAUAUAUAUUUCUUAAAUUGUUUCGCAUUAACUGCCUUCGUUUUGAGUACUAAUGUCGUCCCAAGGUGGUGGGAUUGUGUUCGAAGAUUUCUUUCCGGCCAUGUUUGAGAGGUUGGGCACGGAAGGGUUUAUGAAGGAGCUGUGCAAAGGGUUCAGCUUGUUGAUGGACGAAGAGAAGGGGGUGAUUACGUUCGAGAGCUUAAAGAGCAGCGCUGCAUUGUUGGGGUUGCAAGAAAUGACCGAUGAAGAGAUUACUUGCAUGUUGAAGGAAGCUGAUUUGGAUGGAGAUGGAACUUUGAACGAGAUGGAGUUUUGUACUCUCAUGUUCAGGCUUAGUCCUGAUUUGAUGGAUUCUUCAAAAGAAUUGCUGGAGGAAGCUCUUGCUGACGAUGUGUAGUUUUGCCACAUUAUGUCCUUUGUUACCACAAGAAAACAAGCGAAAAAAGAAAUUAGUUAACUAAUUAGUUAAUGUAGCUUCUCUUUGGCUCUGUUUGUUGUUCUAGGGAUCAUGCCGUUCCCCCUACGCUAUUCUGUCUUUUGUACUGAUCAUUGGAGCUUCAUUAAUGUUAGAGAAAAUUACUUUAGUUUAAA
Ziziphus jujuba (common jujube) is the source of this 858-nucleotide messenger RNA. Its product is annotated as calcium-binding protein KRP1. The coding region runs from base 320 to 664 and encodes 114 amino acids. The record is from RefSeq and is a predicted model, not a curated record. The transcript has a single exon. Gene Ontology annotation, molecular function: calcium ion binding. NCBI's taxonomy places the organism in Eukaryota, Viridiplantae, Streptophyta, Magnoliopsida, Rosales, Rhamnaceae.